AUGGACUUGCAAGGACUGUGUUUUUCAAAUUAUGGAGAGAUGAGGAGACACUCCUGCUUUGCUUUUUUGUUCUGUGGGAUAUUUUUGCCUGGAAUCCUUGGUUUUCCACAGACAAAUACCUCAAUUGAUUGUGAUUCUCUGUUGCCAAACUAUGAAGUUGAACCACAGACAUCUGCACCGCCAUAUAUUAUUGCUGUGUCUUUUGAUAACUUUGAGCCAGGAAAUGAAGUCCAAGUAACUCUAGAAGCACUUGGAGAUGCUGGGUUUAAAGGAUUUAAUCUACAAGCUCGAGAAAUAGAUGGAGAUGUUCCUAUUGGUACUUUUAAAAUUACAGAUCCAAACACUAAAGGCUUGGAAUGUCAUAACAUGACGAAUUCAGCAGUGAGUAAUGCCAAUUCAGAUGUGAAACAGAAGGUUACAACAACAUGGAUUGCUCCACAUGACGUUAGAGGAGAGCUUCAAUUUAUUGCAACUGUUGUUCAAAAUCUAGAGAACUUUUGGGUUGGAAUUCAAAGCAAAACUCUCACACCUACACAUUCUGAGUCAGUUAAUGCGACAGGAAAAAGUAAAAGGAAGCUUAUGAUAGAAUUAGAAUGUAACAAGCGUGGAGGGACUUACUCAACAGGCCGAUGCAUCAUGGUUGGACCUUCCAGUUCCUCUCAGAGCAGCUAUUCAGGCAGUCAGGGUGGAGUAGUCUACACAAUAAGCAAGAGUGGAUGUGGCCCUGGAGGUGCUGCUGGUGCAUAUGGCCUACACGCCUGCAGAGAUAGUGCAUCCUUAUCCAGCAGUGGUCUUACUUAUGGCCAGUCUGUCCCUUCAAGCAGUUCAGAUUCCAGUAAGAAGGUAGUGGUCGUUGCCAACAGCAACCCUUUCCCACCUGUGCGUCACACCUUCCCUCAGAGUUUGGGAAGCUCUGCUACAAGGAUCAUAGUACAGAGUGGACAAAAACAGCAAACCAGCAGCAGUACUUAUAUUCAGGGUUCCCAAGGCAGCCAGAUCUAUGGCCAGGGCUACAGACCUCAAGGUGGCAGUUCCUAUGGCCAGGGUGGACCAAGUUUCUCAGGUGGCAGCAGCAGCAGCAGCUCCUAUGGCCAGGGUUCUCAGCCUCAAGGUGGCAGCUCCUAUGGACAGGGGUACCAGCCUCAAGGUGGCAGUUCCUAUGGCCAGGGUGGAUCAGGUUUCUCAGGUGGCAGCAGCAGCAGCAGCUCCUAUGGCCAGGGUUCUCAGCCUCAAGGUGGCAGCUCCUAUGGACAGGGUGGAUCUGCAGCUUAUUUUGGCAGCAGUGGUUGUGGACAAGGUGUCUCCUAUGAUAGCAAUCCCUGCCACCAGGGUGGAUCACAGGGUGGAUCACAGGGUGGUCAGCAGAGUGGAUCAUCAUCCUCCCAAAAUUAUGGUGACAACCAGGAUGGAUCCUAUUCACAAAAUUAUGGUGGUGGCCAAGGUGGAUCAUCCUCAGACACCUAUUAUGAUAAUCAAGAGUCACAAGAUUUCUCAGAUGAUAGUAAUCCCAAUGCCUGUGAUGAUAAUGACACUACCUACAGUGCCAAUAGUCAGCGUUCUGGUUGUGCAAAGAAGAAAGUUGUUGCCCGAGACACAUCACAUGUUUUAAGCAGAAGAGCCUAUGAUGUACAGAAUGCCUCUUCUCCUUCAAAUAGCAGCCACUCUGACAUGCAGGGCGGAUCAUUUAUUGCAACCAGUGGAUCAAGUAAUCAGGGUGGUUGCAUUUGUCCUGAUGGAAGCAGUGGUCAUAGACCGGGAGCCCCAGGUUCUUCAUACAACACAUAUUCUGGUAACCAGGGAGGGCCUUACUACUAUCCUGGAGGAUCCUAUGGACAGGGUGGCCCAGGUUCUUCCCACAGUUCUUACUCUGGUAACCAGGGAGAGCCUUCCUACUAUGGAUCUGGUGGAUCUUACGGGCAGGGAGCCCCAGGUUCUUCAUACAACACAUAUUCUGGUAACCAGGGAGGGCCUUACUACUAUCCUGGAGGAUCCUAUGGACAGGGUGGCCCAGGUUCUUCCCACAGUUCUUACUCUGGUAACCAGGGAGGGCCUUCCUACUAUGGAUCUGGUGGAUCUUACGGGCAGGUAGGUGCUCUUUCUUCUUUGUAG
Messenger RNA from Camarhynchus parvulus, 2109 nucleotides. Its product is annotated as loricrin-like. The transcript has 44 exons. Gene Ontology annotation, molecular function: oxidoreductase activity, acting on metal ions. The record is from RefSeq and is a predicted model, not a curated record. NCBI's taxonomy places the organism in Eukaryota, Metazoa, Chordata, Aves, Passeriformes, Thraupidae. The coding region runs from base 1 to 2109 and encodes 702 amino acids.